UUGGUUUGGUAUUGUCAACGCUCAACGCUCACAACACACAUGGGACGGAUGGUGGAUUCAGUGUUGUUUUGAAGAUUAUUAAAUAAAAUACGUGGUAAUUUGUCAACAGAGUAAUACGUAUGUAACACAUAAUGUCGCUUUUACUCAAAGAAGUGUAUGAGAAAAAUGCAGAAUAUACAGCUUUCUACACUGGAGGAGACAUUUCUUGGACCAUUGAUGGGUCGCAUCUACUCUGUUUAUGCAGCGACGCGAUUCAAGUGAUUGAUGUCAAUACAUGUUCGCAAGUCCUGGUCAUUGGAGAGUCAAAUGAAGAAACAGAAGGUGACCCCAUAUACUCAUUUAAACUAUCACAUAACAAUGAAGUGGUUGUUACUGCACAUAAAAGUGGGUUGAUGAAACUAUGGGAUAGGCACACUGGUAAACAAAUGAAGAUGUGGAGAUCAGGGCAUAAAGGUCCUGUUGCCAGGCUCGCCUUUGAUUCCACUGAUUCCAGCAUUUCCUCAGGUGGCUCUGAUGGCAACAUUAGAGUAUGGGACCUAGAUCACCACACAUGUACAAGUAGCCUCAGAGGAGCCAUGGGUGUCUUUAGUGUUCUAGAAUAUCACCCAGACACAUCCAAACAACUUAUUAUUGGUGCAGCUGAUGACACCAAGAUCAGAUCUUGGAACUCUAAGACAGGUAAGGAACAUGUUGUUUAUUCCGGACAUUUCAGUAAGAUCACUUCUCUACAAUUCACACCGGAUGGUCAGCACAUGGUCAGUGCUGGUAGAGACAGGGUUUUAAUCCUCUGGAACUUAGAUGAGAGUAAGGCAUUGAGGACUGUGCCAGUUUAUGAGAGUAUUGAAGCCAUGGUGCUGCUACCUCCUUCCUUUAAGGUGCCAAAUUUUAAGAAGAAACUGGAAACUGAAGGCAUUUAUAUUGCUUGUGCAGGUGAAAAAGGCAUUGUAAAAGUUUGGAAUGUGCAAACAAGCCGCAUCAUGUAUGAACAAACCAACAGCCUUGUGUCACCUGCACAGGAGGAGGGUGGCUUGGCCAUUACUCAUCUGUUAUUCAAUCAGGCAAGAAACAUGUUAUCUGUGGUCACGGUGGACCAUAAUAUCAUUCUCCAUGAACUGGAAACAUUUGAUUGCAUGAAGCAGUUGGUUGGAUUUACUGAUGAAAUAUUGGAUGUGAUAUUGAUUGGGAAAAAUGAGGGGCACCUAGUUGUCGCUACAAACAGUCCUGAUCUAAAAUAUUAUGAUUUAGAAUCAAUGAACUGCCAAAUUGUAAAAGGGCACACAGACAUAGUUUUAGCAUUAGCUAAAUUCCCAACCAAACCUGAAAUGUUUGUAUCAUCAGGGAAAGACAAUGCUGUUAGAAUUUGGCUCCAGAGCGACAACAAUGAAAUCAUAUGUCUAGGAGUUGGAGCAAGGCACACAGCAUCUGUAGGAUCUGUGUUCACAUCUCAAAUUUCAAAUGAUUUUUUUACCUCAGUUGGUCAAGAUAAUUGCCUGAAGGUUUGGACAGUGCCCAAAGACAUAGAGUCUGCAGGACAUAAACUUAAGUCAAGCCACACUGAGCUGGCUCAUCAAAUGGAUAUCAACUGUAUCACAGUUUCACCAAAUGAUAAAAUGAUUGCUACAGGUUCACAAGACAAAACUGCUAAACUUUGGACCAAUGAUUUAAGUCUAUUGGGAGUGUUGAAGGGUCACAGGAGAGGAGUGUGGUGCACCAGAUUCUCUCCUGUGGACCAAGUUGUGCUCACAUCAUCAGCUGAUGCUACUGUAAAACUGUGGUCUAUAGCAGAUUUGAGUUGCUUAAAAUCAUUUGAAGGCCAUGAAAGCUCUGUCCUUAAAAUAGAGUUUUUGUCUAAAGGUCAACAGAUAAUAUCUAGUGGAGCAGAUGGUCUCUUGAAAUUGUGGAAUAUUAAAUCUUCAGAAUGUAAGAUGUCCUCUGAUAUACAUGAUGGCAAAAUUUGGGCCAUGGCUCUCAGUAAGGAUGAGUCAACAAUUGUAACUGGUGGCUCAGAUUCUAAAUUAAUUAAAUUCCUUGAUGUUACUUUAGAAAGAAGAGAAAAGAUGGCUAAAGAGAGAGAAGAAAUGAUUUUGCAAGAACAGGAGUUGGCAAAUCUACUCCAUGACAAAAAGCUCAUAAAGGCUUUGAAAUUAGCAUUAAGAAUGGAAAGACCUUUCCAAGUCUUAAAAAUUGUAAAUGAGGUUUUGAAGGCAGGAAAUGACAAACUUUAUGAGACACUGAAGGAAAUCAACCACACCCAGAAAGAGACUUUGUUGAGAUUUGCAUCUGAGUGGAAUACUAACAACAAGACCUGCCAUGCAGCCCAGUUGGUCUUUAACAUUUUAGCCCCAGAGAUAAUAUCAGGAAAUUUGAAAAUGCCAGCCCUGGCUAGCUUUAUUGAAGGAGCAUUACCAUACAGUGAAAGACAUUUUGAACGAUUAACAAAUUUAUUACAAGACCUCAACUUUAUCACCUACACUGUCAAUUGUAUGCAACCACAUGCUAUUAAAGAUAAUUAAAUUGAUCAUACUU
This is a messenger RNA of Cydia strobilella, 2526 nucleotides long. Its product is annotated as transducin beta-like protein 3. Gene Ontology annotation, molecular function: protein binding; U3 snoRNA binding. The record is from RefSeq and is a predicted model, not a curated record. Gene Ontology annotation, biological process: endonucleolytic cleavage to generate mature 5'-end of SSU-rRNA from (SSU-rRNA, 5.8S rRNA, LSU-rRNA); endonucleolytic cleavage in 5'-ETS of tricistronic rRNA transcript (SSU-rRNA, 5.8S rRNA, LSU-rRNA). NCBI's taxonomy places the organism in Eukaryota, Metazoa, Arthropoda, Insecta, Lepidoptera, Tortricidae. The transcript is spliced from 2 exons. Gene Ontology annotation, cellular component: small-subunit processome; nucleolus; 90S preribosome. The coding region runs from base 132 to 2513 and encodes 793 amino acids.